This is a messenger RNA of Mycena indigotica, 1140 nucleotides long. RefSeq lists its product as uncharacterized. The transcript has 5 exons. The record is from RefSeq and is a predicted model, not a curated record. Lineage: Eukaryota; Fungi; Basidiomycota; Agaricomycetes; Agaricales; Mycenaceae. The coding region runs from base 1 to 1140 and encodes 379 amino acids.
AUGGGCUCGAUUGAUGGAUUGACUGCAGAGCAGAAAGCAAACCUAAGUUCGAUGGGUUAUGCGCAUACAUAUAUGGAUAUGGACGGGCUUAACCUGACCCUUCUCAUGGCCUGGCCCAGCGAUGCGGAGAUGCGCCUGGACUCGCAAAAUGCCCUUACAGAGGCCACGGAGUUGUUGCGUCUGCUGGGUAUCGAUGGUCAUGCCAUGCUAGCAAAACAUGUUGAACCUACCCCUCCUAAACCACCCAUCGUCAUUUCCCGUCCUCCGCAAACCUUGGUUGCAUUGUCGUACCUCUCUACGACUCGCAGAUUCCUUGCUGCCUUGCCUGACUCUACAGAUGCAUCUCUGGACAUACUUCGCUCAGAUAUUCAAUCUCAUUUAGCCACCACAAUGACUUCAGCCAACAACGACUUCUCUGAAUCGGAAGCUAUACCGUCAAUAAACGAGGCGCUUGUACUGGUCGUAAAACAAGGCUCCCGUACUGCAUUCGCUGCGCGGUCAAUUCGGCGACAUGGACGCUUAUCGACCAUCCUCUCGAACCCGAAAUCUCCCAUCAAUGAAGACAACAAGCCUUCACUACGCGACCGUCUCAAAGCGAAAUUGGACGCUCUUGCUCCGGGCUUCCUACCAGCUAAUAAGACAACUGGUGCUGGCCGACAGGUUCGUCACACUGGUAUGUUUCACUCACAAGAGGGUGGAGCUCGUGCUGCCAAUAAGGAAACCGUCAAGAAGGUUGCUGCCUCUAAUUUCCUUCGCCUACGUGGCCAAGCUCUACAAGGCCAUAUGUAUCUCCACGAGAGUGUCUGCAACGCAAACAUCACACCAUAUAAUCCUCUCAAAGCAGGUCAUUUUCUCAUCGCCUUUCAUCCACACUGUGGUGGGAUGGUUAUCGGAGAAGUAAUCACAAUGUACGAGAAAAGCACCAUGCACGACUGGGUUUCUCACAUCGACAAUGCUGGCAAGCCAUCUUACCUCUACAUUAUGACCUAUACUGGACUGACCGCAAAACAAUUUUGGCUUGCUCUCCUCCAUGACAUGCUCCACGUUGAAGUGCCCGACCAUUUUGCAAAUCCCCCGAACCCACAUCGUCUUCUCCCUUGCAUCGUAUACCAACAGCAUCUCACGCAAUAUCUAUCUUGA